Molecule: messenger RNA, 845 nt
Organism: Octopus sinensis (East Asian common octopus)
Lineage: Eukaryota; Metazoa; Mollusca; Cephalopoda; Octopoda; Octopodidae
Product: gamma-glutamylcyclotransferase-like
Exons: 4
Coding region: 244-756 (170 amino acids)
Molecular function (GO): gamma-glutamylcyclotransferase activity
Source: RefSeq, a predicted model, not a curated record
CAUUCAAGUUUUUCGCGGAUUUACUUUCAAUUGUUCCCGUAAUUUCUAUUAUCCUCGACCUCGGAAUAUAAACUUAUUUACAGUUGCUAACUUCUAGUACAUAUUUACAGAAUCGUAAUCUCUUAUAUUUAAAACACAAAUUCAAAGAAAUUAUAGGCGCCAGCGACUACAUAAUUUCCGACUCUCUUCUACAGGAUUACUUCUAUAUCUUCAGUGAUUUAAAACGACGACCAAACUUUUGAAAUGACUGACAAAUUCUUGUACUUUGCUUUUGCAAGCAACCUUCUGAAAGAACGCCUUGGCAUCAACAAUAAAACAGCUGUCUUUAAAGCAGUUGCUAAAUUGGAGAAUUACCAAUUAAAAUUUGCAUAUCAGUCUUCUCGUUGGUGUGGUCAUGUAGCCACAAUUGUUGAAUCAAAAGGUGAUGUUGUAUGGGGAGUUGUUUAUGAAAUGAGCAUUUCAGAAAGGGACUCAUUAGACAAACAAGAAGGAGUUGACAGAAAUAUCUACCAUGCUACUGACAUGAAAGUUAAAGAUCCCAACGAUGUGAUAUAUGAAUGCCGUACAUACCUACUGUUGAAAAAAGACUUUGGAAAACCAUCUCCCCAGUAUAAGGAUAUUAUAGUGCGAGGAGCCUUGGCAAACGGUUUACCAAGUGACUAUGUUGAAUUUUUAAAAUCAAUACCUGACAAUGGAUACAAAAACAAAGUACCUCUUUACAACAAAAUUCUUACUUCAUUAGAAGAUUCAAAAUAAUUCAAUGAACUUAUAUCUCCUUAAAUCCUUAAAAAUGUUUUAGCCCGAAGGCUGCGGCCAUGCUGGGGCACCACCGCUAUUUAUAUAUU